Messenger RNA from Morchella importuna, 771 nucleotides. RefSeq lists its product as uncharacterized. The transcript has 2 exons. Gene Ontology annotation, biological process: transmembrane transport; chloride transport. Bases 1 to 771 code for a protein of 256 amino acids. The record is from RefSeq and is a predicted model, not a curated record. Lineage: Eukaryota; Fungi; Ascomycota; Pezizomycetes; Pezizales; Morchellaceae. Gene Ontology annotation, molecular function: voltage-gated chloride channel activity. Gene Ontology annotation, cellular component: membrane; Golgi apparatus; early endosome.
AUGCUCGUUGAGUGUACCAAGGACUCGAAAGAUUGGCUUUGUUCGGUUGAAAAGAAUGAUCCAAGAGCUGCACGUAUGUGGCUCAUCUAUGGGGUUUUCACAAAGUUGUUCCUUACCACAAUCACCUUCGGCUGCAAGGUUCCUUCCGGAAUAAUCAUUCCAGCUUUAGAUGCUGGUGCUUUGUUCGGGAGGCUCGUUGGGCUUUCGGUCGUGGAUGCUUCUCCUGGCAUCUUUGCGAUGGUUGGAGCGGCGGCAGCGCUAGCUGGAGUAACACGAAUGACGCUAUCUCUAUGCGUUAUCAUGUUUGAGUUGACGGGAGAGCUGGAGUUCGUUUUGCCGCAUAUGAUCGCUAUUCUUGUUGCCAAAUGGACAGCAGAUUCUCUAGAAAAGGAGGGGAUAUAUGACCUCGCGCAGAUGAUCCUGGGGCAUCCGUUUCUUGACGCCGAAGCUGCUAUCUCUGCAGCUAGAAAGGAGGACGCCUUGGUGAGAAAGCUGAUACCGCCAAAGCAAACGAUGGAAGAGAUAACUGUGCACCUGGGCAGUGACGGAUGCGUAUCGAGAGAUUUGUUGGAAGGAAAAUUAGCUCUUCUUCGCAGGAGAGGUUUGAUGGAUGCUGGUUUGGUUCUAGUGGAAGAUAGAAUGCUGAGAGGCUAUAUCAGUGAGGGUGAGCUCGAGUUUGGUCUUGGGAAAGAGCUGGACUGUAAUAGCGUGCGCUUAAUUUGCGAUGGCGAGGGCGUGACGCAAGAGGAUACGCUGGACCUAUCGAUUUGA